UCGGCAGCCCGGGGCGCUGGGCCCUCCGCAGGGCAGCGGGGGCUGCCGACCGCUGGGGGUUUGUCCGGCCAAGGCCCGCAUGCACCGGGGAGACGUGCGGGUGUGGAGAGAAAAGAGUUUCUCCCGGCUGUUCCCCCUCAGGGGCACACACAGCAGCCGGGAGUGACCCUCACAGGCCACGGGCUGAGUCCCAGUCCUGCCCGGGCUUUCCUGCCAGCCCCCCCCCCGGGCAAGCGGCCUGGGAAGCCUCAGGGACACUGGUGGUGACAUUUGCAGAACUGUGCAGCUGGAGAAGGAGAUCCAGUAAAGGGCUUUAGGAACUGACUUUGACUCUUCAGCUUCCCUGGGCUGGCAUAUAAGGCGGAAAAAUGAUGGCAUUGAAACCAUUUACCUAUCCACUGCCUGAAACAAGGUUUCUUCACGCGGGCAGGCUCGUGUACAAAUUUAAAAUCCGCUAUGGCAACUUCCACAGCGCUCCUGAUCUCAACAACACUGAAAGUGCUGCCAAGGAGUUGGAGGAAGCAAUUCGAGUAGUCCUUGGAAAUCUGGAUGAUUUACACCCAUUUUCUACAGACCACUUCACUAUCUUUCCCUAUUUGAGCAAGUGGGAGAGAGUAUCAAAGAUGAGAUUCAAGUGUGAGAAUGUCUGUCUGGUGCCUUAUCCCUACAUUUGCACAAUGUAUCUAGAACUCAACUCAUUUCAGCAAAACCUAUCUCAUGGAAAAGAAGUAAACAAGGACCGUGAUGAGUUUGUCAAAAGAAGAAAUGAAGUGUUACAAAGUACUACAGUGGAAGAGCCAAUGAAGAGGAGAAGAGUGGAAGUCAGAGCAGAGACCUCAUGCCCAUCGUUGGUUAUGAACAGAACUGGAGACGAGUGUGUUCACCAUAUGAGUGUAGCAAAGCCUGGAUCUGAAACGAAUUCCUCCAAAGGAAAUGAGUGUGAGUGUAGUCCAGCAUCCCUUUCCAUGGACUGUAACCAAAUGAGCUCCUGGGGACCUGUGGAAUCUAACCCUGAACAAAGAACAGCAGCUGAGCAGUCUGAGGGUGCAGUGCAGCUACUGCAGCAAAGGGACCAAGCAGUAAGCAGAGGACAUGUUAAGUCAGAAGGAAGAGGUCUCUCCAAGUUCUGGAGAAGCAUAAUCGUGUCCCCACUGCAGCAUCUCUUUGGAGGAAAGUACUGACCUGGAAGUAUUGGUUGUUGAAAGGUAAACUUGUAGCAG
This is a messenger RNA of Calypte anna (Anna's hummingbird), 1220 nucleotides long. It is a transcript of the gene MAJIN, whose product is annotated as membrane anchored junction protein. The transcript is spliced from 11 exons. Gene Ontology annotation, molecular function: DNA binding. The record is from RefSeq and is a predicted model, not a curated record. NCBI's taxonomy places the organism in Eukaryota, Metazoa, Chordata, Aves, Apodiformes, Trochilidae. The coding region runs from base 369 to 1181 and encodes 270 amino acids. Gene Ontology annotation, biological process: homologous chromosome pairing at meiosis; meiotic attachment of telomere to nuclear envelope. Gene Ontology annotation, cellular component: nuclear inner membrane.